AUGUCUAAACCUGAUAUAAAAGAUAUUAAUAUCUUUUUACCUCGUCCUUACCAAUGCCCGAACAAUGGUUUUGUUAGUGGAUACUCGGCAGUUCCUAGGAAUAGAUACGGAGAUGUGGCAGUAAAGUGUUGUAAAGCACUAGGUGUCACCUAUAACCCGAAAGAAUGCGUUCAGUAUUUUCGAGUGGAGGAUCCAAAAUACCCGUCUCCAACUAACCCCGGAUAUUAUCUAGUUGGAUCCAUUCCUCUUUUUCUUCCUCAGGGAAAAAUUGGUUUUUACAACACAGAAUGUCUAUUCCGCAGAAGCAAAGCCUUCAAUUUGCCAAUCUUUUAAAAGGAAGUUAACAACGUUGAGAAUUAGAUUUUUUAUGUUAUGCACUGGUGUAGAUUCAUUCCUGAAACAUCAAAUUUUAUUUAUGAAAAAUCACAUCAUUCUAU
Messenger RNA from Saccostrea cuccullata (small rock oyster), 437 nucleotides. RefSeq lists its product as uncharacterized. The record is from RefSeq and is a predicted model, not a curated record. The transcript is spliced from 4 exons. Bases 1 to 333 code for a protein of 110 amino acids. Lineage: Eukaryota; Metazoa; Mollusca; Bivalvia; Ostreida; Ostreidae.